AUGGACUUCACUCCCGAGCCCUACGACGACAACGUCUCUUCGUCCUGGCUGAUCUGCAACACCUGCGGCACUCAAUUCCCGACUGCCGAUCGUUCCGCCCUCAAGACAUGUCCCAUCUGUGACGAUCCUCGUCAGUACGUGCCGCCGUCAGGACAAUCCUUCACUACACUGGCCGACAUCCGCGCCACGGGACAUCGAAAUGAAUUCAUGUCAUAUCAGCAUGACGAGCGUGUCGUUUUCAUUCGCACAGAGCCGCGGUUCGCCAUUGGGCAGCGAGCCAUCUUGAUCCGGACUCCCGACGGCAACAUCCUCUGGGACUGCAUCACGCUUGUCGACGACGAGACGAUUGACAGGAUCAAACAGCUUGGGGGGCUCAAGGCAAUUGUUAUCAGCCAUCCGCACUUUUACAGCACGCACAUCCAGUGGGCGAGGGCGUUUCGAUGUCCUGUGUACCUCUCCGCCGAAGACUUGUGCUGGACGACGACGCCCUCCGCCCACCGAAAGCCCCUCACCGAGAUCGAGUCGGAGAUUGUGCCUGGAGUCAAGGCCGUCAAGCUGGGAGGGCACUUCCCCGGAUCCUUGGUCCUUCUGUUUGACGGGAGGCUCUUUACUGCAGAUACUCUGAUGACGACUCCCGCGGGCUUGGGCAAGUGGGACGUCGAUGCCUUAGGAGAGAAGAGGGAGAAGCCGCCUGGCAUGAACUCGUUUUCCUUCUUGUGGAGCAUUCCAAACUACAUCCCCCUGAGCGCAGACGAGAUUCACCGAAUGUGGGGGAUCUUAAAGGCCUACGAGUUCAAAUCGACACAUGGCUUGAUGGUAGGAAUGGAUAUCGAGGACGACAAGGUCAAGGCGAGGGUGCUGGAGAGCAUGAAGAUCCAGACGAGGGCCAUGGGCAAUGUAACGCAUGCGCUGCUGGAUGAAACGCUGUGA
Trichoderma reesei QM6a is the source of this 930-nucleotide messenger RNA. RefSeq lists its product as uncharacterized. The transcript has a single exon. The record is from RefSeq and is a predicted model, not a curated record. The coding region runs from base 1 to 930 and encodes 309 amino acids. NCBI's taxonomy places the organism in Eukaryota, Fungi, Ascomycota, Sordariomycetes, Hypocreales, Hypocreaceae.